Molecule: messenger RNA, 4744 nt
Organism: Aedes aegypti (yellow fever mosquito)
Lineage: Eukaryota; Metazoa; Arthropoda; Insecta; Diptera; Culicidae
Gene: chp
Product: chaoptin
Molecular function (GO): protein binding
Source: RefSeq, a predicted model, not a curated record
GACGGCUAAAGCUGGAAACCCAACUUAUUACUACGGUGAGUGUCGUCCCAAACGGUUCAGUUCGGUUCGGUACAUCUAGUCCUGUGAUUAAGAUUUCGGGAGUUUAUCGAAAAGUGUGCAGAUUGCGGAUUCAGAACUUCUCGUGAAGUUUGUACGGCUUUCCAACGAACGAUCGUUGAUUUCGAGUAUUGGGUGAAUUGCUGCAUUGCAAUAUCAGUGGUUUCGGUGAAGCAUCUCAGUUGAAUUCUGAAGUGGUGGCAGCAGUAAUUAACACGUGUUAAGUGGUUUCAGUUGUUCCGUUGCUGAGAAACAGAAAAGUUUCAAAGAUCAGCGCCUCAAGAUGCCUCGGAGCAAUGCCGGACUCGAGUACAUGAUCAAGCUCGGUUACACCUUGGUAUUCGUAACGGUCGCCCUCAUGAUCUGGGCUUCCCUGGCGAGGGCACGUGAAAUCGAUUAUCCUUCCUAUUCGCCUUGUAAUUUCAACGCCCUCUGCAAAUGCUCCAGACCUGGGCCCGAUCUUGGCGUCGUGGACUGCAGAAAUGUGCACUUUCCUGCCAUACCGAAGAUCAUCAACAGUUCUAAGCUCUUCAAACUGUACAUGGACGACACAGGGCUUCGUGAUUUGGAGCCGUACUUCUUUCAAUCGACCGGACUCUACAAACUGGACAUUUCCAAUAAUCCGAUCACAGAGAUUCCAGAUGAAGCCUUCCACGGCUUGGAGCGAUCGCUCUGGGAACUGGUUCUGGAAAACAACGAACUCAUCGAAAUCCCAUCGAGAGCGAUACGAGACUUGAAGAAACUACGCCUUCUAGAUCUGGGAGGCAACGAUAUCACCGCCAUCGAAAUCGGCGCUUUCCGAGGGCUGGAGAAGACCUUGCAGACAUUAGUACUAUCCGACAAUUCAAUUUCACAGCUCCCUCCGGGAAGUGUUUCCGGGCUACCCAACCUGGACAGUAUUGACCUCAGCGGGAACAACCUGGCCCAUAUCGACCCAGCCGCCUUCAAGGACGGCCUCGGCAAACUUUCCAAAGUCUUCCUGGGCAACAAUCUACUGUCUCACAUCCCCUACGGCGCUCUUGAACCGCUACGACUUUUACGGGUCCUGGAUCUAUCCCACAACCUCAUCCGAACGCUCGCCUCGGACGAAGACGAACCCAAAGUCAACUACAAGCUAACCCUGGACGUUCUGCAACUGCAGUACAACUCGAUCGAAGAAAUUCCAUCGGAGUCGUUCGGCUUCUUCGAUACCAUAAAUUCCACCUUCCUGGACGGCAAUCCGAUCAACCACAUUGAUGACAAUGCCUUCCGGCAGGCCAAGAUCCGAGAGCUGUACAUCCGCCACUGCGGGCUGGACUUCAUCUCGCCGGAAGCAUUUGCCGGCUUGGAAAGUUCGCUGCAGCUGUUGGAUUUGUCGGGGAACAAUUUGACCCACCUGGCCGACGAUUUGUUCCGUGGAUUCGACUAUUUGAGAUUCCUAAGCCUCAAGGACAAUGUCAUCAAACAAUUUGACCAACGCCACAAGUCACCCUUUGCCGGCCUGAACCUUUUCAAACUGGACACCACUGGACAUCAGAAUCAUCCAUUUACCCUCAAAGAACUCUCCGCCAUGAAGAAUCUGCGCUCGCUCUCAACGUCCCAUCUUCCGGCUAUGUCCCUGACCGCCGAAGAUUUCACCGAUUUCAGCCCAGAACUGGAAGAUCUCAGAAUCACGCGCGCUGGUUUGAAAUCCAUCAAAAACCGUGCCUUCGCUAACCUACGAGGGCUUAAACGAUUGGACCUCAGCGAAAAUCGCAUCGACAGUAUCGAGGCAAACGCUUUCAACGAAAUCGGACACAGCCUCGUAUCGCUCCGAAUAUCCCACGGUUUAGGUAUACAGAUGUUUCAAAUUCCUUACGAAUCGUUUCGACAACUGACGGCCCUUGAAGCGCUGGACCUGAGCAACAACAAGCUCAAAACUCUCAACGACAACAGCUUCCACUUUAUGGAAAAUCUCGUCACCUUGGAGUUGCACGACAAUCAAAUCGACGCCCUGCCGAAAGGAAUUUUCCAAGGGGACAUUCACAACAAAUUGAAAAUGGUGUCGCUCAGGUACAAUAACCUCAAGGAGCUUUCGACGCAUGCGUUUGCUGAUUUGGGAGAUUUGAAUGCCAUCUAUCUGGAUGACAACCGAAUCGAAUCGAUCGAUAAGCGUGCUUUUAUGAAUUUGAACAACCUCAAGGUGUUGAACCUGAGAGGAAACAAGCUGAACAAAAUUGCGGACGAAUCGUUUCAGAAUCUUCCAGAGCUUGAAAAACUCGACUUGGCUUACAAUGCUCUACCAUCUUUCGAUUUUGAUUAUUUUGAUCAGGUUGGUUCGUUGACAUCGUUGGAAGUGGACGUCAGCCAUAAUCGCAUCAGUGCACUCGGUGAAUUGUUCAUCCCGAGCACAAACGCGUCAUCUCCGGUGCAACAAGCGCAUGCUAAUAACGGCCGUGAACACGGGGUUCCACUCAGCAACAUAAAAAAUCUGGACAUGUCUAGCAAUAACAUUAGCAGAAUCGACAGCGAUUACUUCAAACCAGUAGAACUAUCGCUCGUGAAACUUUCACUGGCCGGUAAUCGAAUUAGCAACACGAGUCGCGAAGUUUUUGGAAAUCUACCGCUUCUUCAGUGGUUGAAUUUGGAACACAAUGUCAUCAAUGACAUUGAUUACGAUACGUUCUACAAUACCAAAAUGUUGCAAGUUUUGAAGCUGUCCAACAAUAUGAUAACAGAUAUACCGACGGAGCUGUUCCGUAAUAUACGGGGGCUUAGAGUAUUAGAAAUGGCUCAUAACCAUUUGAAGUAUUUACCGGAUGGACUGAUACUUCAGGAUGGAUUGGAAAGGUUAGAUCUAUCUCAUAAUCAGUUCACGAAGAUUCCAGCAACAGCAUUAUCCAACUUAGCAGCAAUGGCACUAUGUGAACUGGACUUGAGCCAUAACCAUAUCGGCGCUAUUCAUAGCGUUGAUUUAUCAAAUAAAUUUAGGUCCCUCUCAGUUCUGGACUUGUCCCAUAACCGAUUGGUUAGGCUGGAGGAUGCCGCCUUUGCUACUCUUCCCCGUCUAUCAUUACUAGAUCUAUCCCACAACGAUGAAUUGGAAGUAAUGGGCAAAGCAUUCAUAGGCCUGGAGAAUAGUCUGAUUGAACUACGUUUGACCAAUGUAUCGUUAACUGCCGUCCCGGAAAUCUCCAAUCCAUCACUACGGGUACUGAAAAUAUCGCACAACGAUCUGCCGUCCAUUCCACCAGAGCUAGCUGCCAACAUGUCAUCGCUACGUGAACUGGACCUAUCCGAAAAUGAUCUGACUUAUGUACCGCUGAUCACUCAUUCGUUACACAACUUGAAAUCGUUAUCUCUAUCGGGUAACCCAAUAACUAGUAUGACAAAUACCAGUCUUCUAGGAGCUGCUGAUACAUUGGAACAUCUUGAUAUUGCCAAUCUUAACCUGAAUGGCUUUGAGAACGGCGUUCUUAACAAGUUACAUUUCCUGCGAACCCUGAAGAUAUCAACAUAUCCAAAUAUUCAACAUUUCAAUAUCCCACGAGUUCUGGAGAAUGCCCACAACCUGCGAGAGCUUUGGAUUGAGGCCCCCAAACCACCAUCGCAACCCCGAUCAGACACUGCAGCAGCAGCUCCCAAAACUCCCAAGCCCGUAUCGAUUCCAACCAGCGAUAUGCGUCGAGAGAUGGAAGGAAUGCUGCCUCAGAAGCUUAAGAGCAUUACAUUCAGCGGUUCUGGGUUCAAUCGAUUAGCUGAUAAUGUCUUGAAAGGAAUCCAGUCGGUCUAUCUACAUCUAUCUCUCUACAAUACCUCCAUUGUAGAUUUGCCCAGCAACUUCUUCAAGAACAUUGGAAAGGCAGUUAGGAACAUUUCCUUGGAUUUGGAGUAUAGUAACGAUCAGUUAAAAAGCCUUCCUAAUCCGAAUUCCGCUCACUACUUACACCUGCCUGAACACGUGUUUUUAACUGAUCUACACAUUUCUGGAAACUCUCUGUCAUGCGAUUGUGAAAUUGGCUGGAUCGAGUUUUGGCAGCGAAAACGUCGCCAAUACAUAUGCCCGGCUCAUCCCUGGACCGAAAGCUCCAGCUUCAACGGUCACCACAAACAUCUAGUGAGUUCCCUGAUGACGCAUUCCAGCGAUGACUGCGAAGACUCGGCUGACGAUCUGCGAGAAGCUACAUGCAGCAACAAAAAGGACGAAAACCUACUGGAAGUGCUCAAACGGGAUUUGGAAUGCGGCUGGGGAAGUGCAGCGCCGAAGCUGGGCAUUGUGCCCGGGAUAGCGUUCGUUUCGGUGUUCGUCGUCCUACUUAUCUGACUCAUUCGGUAUUUGUUCAAAAUGUACAGCGAGUUCUACGACUAUCUGGAGCAAUUAUAUAGCGACCGUGGUGCAAUGAAUGGUUCCGCCGCAGCCGUGUCGUACGUGGACGAUGCUUGCGAUUUCGGUAGUGAGUUUGAUCUGGAGCUGGAAGAACUGUGAGCCGGGCAAACCGGAAAAUCUGAUCAUUAUUGCGUUUAGUUUUGAUUUUGUGGUUUCAGUCGUUGUUUUUUGUUUGGCUGCUUUUUGAAUUCAUUCCAUUUAAUAACAAAUGAACAAAUGAUGCAUUUUAAGUUAUUUAUAGCUUUUAGGAUGUUUUGAUGAAAUAUUUUACCAUGCAAGCCGUGAAUUCAAUGUGCCAACAUGUUUAUAGAAAAAUAGUUUAAUAAAGUAACCCAUUGUAAA